This is a messenger RNA of Pocillopora verrucosa, 1526 nucleotides long. RefSeq lists its product as uncharacterized. Lineage: Eukaryota; Metazoa; Cnidaria; Anthozoa; Scleractinia; Pocilloporidae. The record is from RefSeq and is a predicted model, not a curated record.
AGAUCGGAUCGAAAGAGAAUUCAGUGACCACAGCUCGUUUAACCAAAGCCGCGAGAUCCUCAGCUGGCAUGUCUCUAGGCUGCAGCAGAACGAAAGCGAAGUCAUCAUUAACUUACGCGUGCGCACCACCACGCGCAUGUCACCCGAGAAAUUGUCGACCAUGGUGUCAGAAACUAACAUGAACAAUAUCGUUAUUUAUGUGAAGGAGUUAACCACAUCGAUCUUUCCAGAGUCAAGCACGUCAUUUCUGGCACAUUUGUCGUCUUCAGUCAUUCUUCAGACGUCGUCGCAAACACUGGAUGCGCCUACAACACAGACAACAUCACCGAUGUCAACCACGCCCCGAUGGACCACAACACAUUUUUCACUCACGACAGUGUCAUCAACGUCAUUGAUCAGCCCAUCUUUUUCCGAAAAGUUUAUGGCUAGCUCAGAGGUCCAUGUAAUAGAAGAAGACCCUGUCACAGAAGACUUAACUGUGAUCGUCCCUACCGAAAAAUCACCAAUUAAAACGCAACCAACAGUACCGGAACCUUCUAUUAAGUUUGUGGUCUCAAUGAAAGUGGGCUCUUACAACUACACUCCGGAAAUGGCAGAUCCAGAAAGCGCCGUUUUCAAGAAGGUAGCUAAAGAGAUAGAAAACACCCUAUACGAAGAGUUAUGCCGGAAGAAAUUACUAGACUGCAUCGCUGUUGAGGUGUUCAAGCUCGAGAAAGGCAGUGUAAUUGUGUCCUAUAACGUCCAUAUGGCUUCUUCGACCAAUUACAAACAGUCGCACGUAAAUAACGUCAUCACUGAUUCGGCGAAUAGUGGCCAGCUGGGACGUUUGAAAGUGAGCGAUGUGGAGGUGAAAAAAGGAGAUAAAGAAGAGGAGCAAAGCGAUAGUUCAUCGUCACGUGUUUUCGUUUACGUUCUUUGCGGAGUCGGUGCCUUAUUGGUGAUUGCAUUGAUCAUAGCUGCCAUUUCUAAGUACUAUAACCGAAGAAAGAACUCCGUCCAAGUUCUUGAGGUUCCCUCCAACGAUGGCGGCUCGGGCCGUUAAUCAUUCUGCAAUGCGUGUUUCUGAAAAUGUGAACAAUUGAUCCUAAAUGUGACCUUUAACUAAAUUUUCCGGUUUUCACUAGUUUAUAAUUGUUAUAAUAUCGAGGUAGAGUAAGAAAAAAAAUCAAGAGAUUUGAUUUAUAGAUAUAGAUUUUUGGUGAGCUGCUCUUCAAAGGAAACACAGAGGCAAUCAAGCUACUAUUGUCGACUUAGAACAAAUUUUCCGGUAGGAGCGUGACACUUUUUCUCGGGGUUUACAGACCCUGCAGUUGCUGAUCAAUCGACGAAGAAUAGGAUCUCAUGCUAUCUGCUAUCUCUAAGUUUUUGUGGUAACAACGACCUCCACUUCUCAUUUCGUAGAACUGCACAAGAACAAACAGCACGUACCAACAACUUGUUUCAGUCUUACGCAGCCGGUUAUAGGGGUUAAUUUGGUAGGAGGGAGGCUUGGGUCGAGUCUUCUGAGAGUUUCAUGCAUAAAAUUA